AUGCCUGAACUCCUCGACAUCGCAGUCGAGCUCGUCGAAAGCAUCAUCGACCAUCUCGACCCACUAGAUGUUUCCAACUUUCGCCUUGUCAGCCGCGCCGCCGACGAUUAUGCCGCGAGGGCCUUCAAGGGGAUCUUCUUACCCUCGUGCCGCGUCCUUCUUUGCGACCCAGUCAACCUCCACCGCACUUUGGCACUCGCCCGCCACCCGAAAUUUGGUCCCUGUAUUCGAAUCCUGUUCAUAUUCAUCAACUAUGUCAGCAUUCCAGAAAAAUGGGGAGAGCGGGUGGAUGAGCAUGGCACUUCGCCCAAGGAGCGCGGCGAGUCUCCCACUUCGUUUGAGAAGAAAUUCAUGGAGACCCAACAGCGGCUCAUCAUGACUGGCGACGAUGAGAAAGCUCUGGUCCACAUUUUCUCGGCGCUGAAGGUACAUGGAAAGCUCAGAGGGAUUGGACUCAACGACGCAACGACCGAUGGAGAAGACUGCCCUCCGCCUGUACGCAUGUGCAAGAUCCUUGACGAGUGCGAAGAGCGUGUCUUCGUCCCAGAUGCAGAUGACGAUCGCCCAUUUCGCAUCGUGAUGGACAGCCUGGCACAUACCGGGCUUCCGAUUCAUAACCUCAGAAUGUUUUGCAACACGUGGGGACUCCCGAUGCCUUUGAUCAAUGGGUCCGAGGAGAAGCUUCGCACGAUGAAGAAGGCGUUGCAUCAUACCGAAACCCUCGCGUUACGGAUUGCAGAUUGGGAGGAGGCAGAUCAACUGGACGGGGGACACUUUUCCAGCCCAUGUAUCCGUACUGUGGCCGCAUUACCACAACUCCGGGUCCUGCAGCUGUUUGUCGAACCCAAUUCAUGCUUACACCGUUCUGGACUGUACAGUGGUCGCGAUCUGUGUGAAUGUCGCCCAAUGCACGAGCUCUUCGAAGCCGUUAUGCCGAAUCUAGAAAUCCUGAUGUUGAACAACAGCAUCAUCGACUUCGAGGAACUGAAGAAGUUCGUCAAGCGUCAGCCUGCUCUAAGAAUCCUCGAGCUUAAUGGCGUGCUUGUCCGGGGAUUCAACGUUGAGGAGCUGCUGGAGAUCCAAGAAAGAUACCGUGUAACCGAUGACAUGAACGAGGAGGAGACAAAGCAGCAAGUCGAGCGGAAAAAGCAGGCGAUGGAAAACAAAACGACCAAGUUUCGUGAAGAGAUUGGAGUGGUGGGCUCGACAGACGUCCUCUUCUCGUUGACUUUCUAG
Lecanosticta acicola is the source of this 1236-nucleotide messenger RNA. The record is from the annotation of a GenBank genome assembly. NCBI's taxonomy places the organism in Eukaryota, Fungi, Ascomycota, Dothideomycetes, Mycosphaerellales, Mycosphaerellaceae.